UCUUGCGAACGAUUCGAAACGCUUCAAAACCAAAAUUCCACUAACCACAUCUGGCUGAGUGAACUUUUAAAAACGCUAAGUAUCGAAAGUGUGUGACGCUAUUAUUAAACAAGAACCUCUCGUUGCCGGUCGUUGUCUUGCCCGCCGUCUUGUUAAUACGCUUACUUUGAUCGGAAUCGUUACGCGUUUUCCAAAUUGUAUAUCUUUCGUUUCAAAAUGAAGUACUUCAUUGCUAUUGUUCUUCUUAUUGCUGCCGCUCAAGCCGUUCCAGUGGAAUAUGGCCAUUAUCCAGCUCCGUUGUUAGCUCAUGCGCCAGUAUUAGCUCAUGCGCCAGUAUUGGCCCAUGCCGAGCCUGUGGCGUACCCGAAGUACUCAUUCAAUUAUGGUAUUAAGGAUCCACACACCGGUGACAUAAAGUCGCAAGCUGAAGAACGUGAUGGCGAUGUAGUCAAGGGUCAAUACUCGCUCGUAGAACCCGAUGGUUCAGUGCGUACCGUUGAUUACUCUGCUGAUGAUCACAAUGGUUUCAACGCUGUCGUCCACAAAACCGCACCUAAAGUAAUCGCUCAUGCUCCAGUGUUGGCUCAUGCUCCCUUGUUGGCACAUGCGCCUGCACCACUUCUGCAUCAUUAUUAAAUGGGAAAACGACUGGCUAUAGAGCGUUUGGAUCAAUUGGAGCUGGAACUUUGAAGAUAAGAUCGUUUUGAAUUGAUUUGCAUUUGAACUGAUUGGAAAGCGAGCAGUGACUCAUAACUUUGGAGUGUAAAAGACGAUCUUAAAAAUAGGAACACCAACUUUUCUCCAUUCGCUUCUUAGCCACUUACAACUCUU
Anastrepha ludens (Mexican fruit fly) is the source of this 831-nucleotide messenger RNA. Its product is annotated as cuticle protein 8-like. Gene Ontology annotation, cellular component: extracellular matrix. The transcript has 3 exons. Bases 217 to 636 code for a protein of 139 amino acids. NCBI's taxonomy places the organism in Eukaryota, Metazoa, Arthropoda, Insecta, Diptera, Tephritidae. The record is from RefSeq and is a predicted model, not a curated record.